Molecule: messenger RNA, 4656 nt
Organism: Photinus pyralis (common eastern firefly)
Lineage: Eukaryota; Metazoa; Arthropoda; Insecta; Coleoptera; Lampyridae
Exons: 6
Coding region: 71-1636 (521 amino acids)
Biological process (GO): proteasome-mediated ubiquitin-dependent protein catabolic process; multicellular organism development
Cellular component (GO): cytoplasm
Molecular function (GO): ubiquitin conjugating enzyme binding; ubiquitin protein ligase activity
Source: RefSeq, a predicted model, not a curated record
UUUUUAACCCGUUCGUACUGUAUUUGUUACAUCUGAACAAUAAAUUUGGUUUCAAAUACUGUUUUGCUCAAUGGAAGAUUUGGAGGUAGACGAGAAUUCCAAAAGUAUCGAAAGCAUCCUUGAGAUGUGGGUUAAGUGCGCGACUAUGGAUGCGGACGAGUCCCACGUGGCAAACCCUUCGGUGAGGGUAGUUGAGAUGGAGAGGCAAAGUUCUCAAUCUUGCGGUUUUCAUUUAACCCGAAGCAAAUGGGACCCAUACCCAUGGGUAAGCAAAGUGGAUGGUGGUACGGCGGCCGACACUGCUGGAAUGCAACCCGGCGAAUGCGUUUUGGAAGUUAAUGGUGAAGAUGUAGUUGGAAAACGAAUAUCCGAAAUUGCUGAACGUGUAAGGUCAGGGUCAAGUCAAAUAUCUUUACUUUUAUGGAAUUCGGGAGUGGAUGCGCGAUGUUCAUCACAGUCGAUAUGCUGUGGAUCACUACCCCAAAACCUUCAGAGGUUUUCAACGUGCGUUUCAUCAGUACUAUCAUUUAUGGAAUGUCCGGUAUGUUUGGAUACAAUUUCGCCGCCCGCUCACCAAUGCGAGAAUGGUCACUUGGUGUGUUUCAAAUGCCGUACGAAAACCGAAAGAUGUCCCGUUUGCAGAAUACGCCUGACAAGAGUAAGAUCGUUGCUGGCUGAACAGAUUUACAAUGUGAUAACCGACGUGUUUUGUCUUAGUGGCGAGACACAAAAAGAUCAAAAAUUUAAAAUGCAGUCUAUUUUCAAAUUGAGUGGCAAGAGAAAGGAUGUUCCUGAUAUAAAGGUGACUCAAACUCACACAAAUAAGUUUUUAGCGCGCCUCAUCGGAAAGUCUACUUCCGUGGAUAAUUUAUCUAAUGACAACAAUCGUUCGGCUUCCUCAGUUACUGAAUAUCCUUUCGAGGAGCAUUUUGUCAAUAAUUUAAAAGCAAAGUCGCUGUCAACGAGUGAAAUUUGUAAAUUUUACACCUCAUGUACAUCUAGAGCGAGUUCGUUUAAUAAUCUAAGUACUUCUAAGCGCUUAGGGAAGAGGUUUUUAAAUGCAGAGAAGGUAUCUGGGAGCAGCCCUACAUCUCUGCAAGGUUCAGUUGAAUCGAUGCUUGCUAAAGUUGCAGGUGACGAUGUGUUGUACCCAUGCCCUUAUACAGAUAAUUGCACAGCACUAAUUAAAGGUUCGAUUGUUGAUCACUUCCGAGAUUAUCAUUCUGGCCCACUCAUUCAGUAUUUUCAAUAUAAAUUCCAAUUAUCACUAGGUGAAAUUCAAAAACAAGGUAACCAUUGCUGCAUGAUUCACACAGGAUGCCAGAUUUUUUUCUUGCGAAUCUUAACCAAUUUUGAAUCAGAUGUUACAAGAAAGAAGUCCAAUUCAAAUGGCGGAGUAUUUCUAUGGAUGUGGACUUUAACAGACUCGGAAGUGGGGAGACAGUUUCAGUUCAGUGUGGAAAUUCUUAACUCCGAAGGGGAGAAUGUGUUUAGCACAACUACCCUAGUGCAUUCCUUGUUAAGGGUGUCAUCGUCGGACAUAAUAGAAAACAGAAGAGGAGUCUUCUUUAAUUCACAUCUGCUGGAGCAGUGGCGCGUUUCCGUUAUUCGCUUUGAAAUUCAUGAAACGGGAUAACGAUCGAAUAUUUACCUACACUUAAUUUAGUAAAAAAUAAUUUUUUUGUAUUACUAUGUGCAGCGUUGAUAUACUUCCAUUCCACGUUCCCCUUUUGAUCUGAUGGUUUGAAUUCAGCGCUCUAAAAAUACGCAAUUAACUACCCAUUAAUUUAUAAUUUAUUUGGACGUGGCGGUUUGCGAAUAAGAUAAUUUUCUUACUAGUUUUAAAGCAAUUGUGUGCGAGGAAAAUAGCCAUACUUUUGGUUACAGCAAGUACUCUCAAUAUACAAAGUCAGCAACAAUAUUACACAAUUCCUCAAUUACAUAAUGUCAUGUUGGAACACUACGUUAACACUUAACCUAAACGAAACAAAACUUGUUACUGACCCAAUACAAACUAAAAGAGGAAUUUUUCAGGGCGAUUCUUUGGCAUAUGUUGGGCCUUGGAGUAAAAUAAGACAGGUGUUCGUGCGAUCCGACCCGCGCUGAGGCUAAAUUCUCACAGAGAGAGACAGAGUAGACGUCCACGCCGCGGCGACGUGUACGGCGUGUAUUUCGUUGAAAUAAUGGACAUACGUAAAAAAUAUACAGGUUUAUUGCACUAUAAUGACUUAUAUUCUGACGUAUAAUUAAUGAUCAAACGAACUUACCUGAAGUGAUGUUCGAUCAUAAUUAUACGAGACGUCCAAUUCGAAGAUAUCAUACUAUGUAUAUCUCAGGUUCAAAAGAGUUAAGGAAGUCACAAUACGGGAGGUAGCCAAAUUAAUAGGAACACUGGUUUCCGUAUGUUCGGCCGUGAAGUACGGUUGGUUGUAUACAAAGUCUCUUGAAAGGGAUAAGUUUUUGGCGCUGAAAGAAAAUAAUGGUAACUUCAAUCGAAUUAAGCAACUUGGCAAAAAUUCUAUAAAUGAUCUCACCUGGUGGGAAUCAAACCUGAGACACGGGGCUAAUACCAUUCGCAAAGACACGUUCUCUCUGGAGAUAUUCACGGACGCCUCCCUAUCGGGUUGGGGCGCCUGUUGUGGCUCCGACCGUAUUCACGGUUGGUGGACUCAGACGGAACGAGAAGAACACAUCAACUCCUCGCAAUCUUCCACGGAUUAAAGUCUUUUGCUAAGGGUAAAACUAACAAUCACACUCAGGACAGACAAUACCAAUGCGUUGUCUUACAUAAAUCGUAUCAUUCAGCGCCUGAAACUGUCCAUUCUCUCUAGAAACAUAUGGCAGUGGUGCGAACGCAGAAAUUUGUGGAUAUUCGCCUCAUGUAUAAGUUCGGCGGAUAACAAACGGACAGACGAGGAAUCUCGUUCUCUCCCAGGAGACACGGAUUUUUAGCAUUAUUUACAAAUGUAGUCAAAAAAUUAUGGCCUAUAACCUACAGCAAAUAAACAAAGAAAUCAUUAUAACCCACAAUAAAUGCUUAAAACUGUAUACCUGCUCUAUUCGUUUUAUAGCUGUCAGCUUCCGUAUCUUAUGUUGUUUUCCUUCAUAAAAUUGUUUAAUUCGGAAUACUACAUAAAAAAAUGAACAGCUUUUGCCAAAACACCACUUUUAUGCGAAUUGCAAAGAAACAACAAAUUUAAAUGGGCUUGAAAAAGUUUAUGUAACGUUUUUUCGUAAGCUGUAACGUUCCAUACAUUUGCUCUAGUACUUGUUAAAUUAAAGUAACACGAUAAAAAAGAUAAAAGGUCAACGAAGGGGGUAUUUAACCUAUUCUGAAGUACCCGCCGUGCGGACGAUUUACUGCAUCUCUCUUCGCACCUCUCACUCUAAUUCCGUGAGUUUCGAGCCUCACUAGUCACUACAACCGUGACCACCUGUCUUUAUUAUACACCAUGGUCGCCGCCCAGCGCGAUGGCAACAAAAGUAGUGGUGAAACGCCCAUGAUAGUGCCUACAAGGGAUGCAUCCCCACGACAGUUGACUAAUCAAACGGAACUUACUUUGUGGAUAUACCUUGUAUAAACAAACUCGGAUUAAUUAGCAAACGAUUGGACAGUAUGAUGAGAAGGAAAUCUUUCUCGUACCUUUUCUAAACAGAAAACUGAAGAGAAAUGUACGCAAACAAACUAUUUAUUAAUUAGUUACAAACGAAAUGCAGUCACAAUGUAAAACUAAUGAUAUGAAUAUGUGCUAUGUAUUUGAAUAAAAUUUGAAUCUAAUUCUUGGCAGAUCGGUAAGAGCGGCUCACUGCAAAAUUGAGGUUGACAUCAGGACGAAUCAAUAAAAAAGGAACUUAGGUACUUUUAUAGUUGUGCCGGCUAUGCGGCGAAGACGAACGGCGGUGGUUAUAUUAUCCACGAAGAAUCGACGGACGACGAAAGGGUUGUUGAUGGUGAUGGACGAUGAGUACAACGAAUUGUUGAGUCCACCAAUAACUUGAUGCAAGACGAAAUUCUUAAUGAAAAUGGAUUGUUGUCGACUUCUUGUUUGCAAUCCCCGCAAUCGGCGCAAUCUACCCUUCUCGAUUCCCAUUUUUCUCCGCGUAUGUUUGUUUCUAAGUAAGUUGGGAAGGGAAAACGGAGGAAAACGAAGUAAAGCGGUAAAUAGGAAAAACGAAAUGUUAAAUUACAACGGGACGCAACAUAAACUCCAACUCGUGCUGCGUUGGAGGAGCACAUAAGGAGGGCGGCGUAUGUCGCUGGCCAUAUCUGAGGAUGUGCAAACCAGGUGAUGAGAAACUCUAUAAGUCCAGAAGAAUGGGGAUGGACUCUUGAACCCAAAGGCUAGAUGUUUCUGUGAUCCAAGCUGCCACAAGUAUGGAAGGCAGUCCGUGCUCUGGACAGGUGUGGCUGCGCGACAGACUGCGAGACCCUUCGGCGCAGCUGCCAGCGACACGGAUUGCCAUGUUCCCCUGCAUGCCAAAAAUGUAUGGGAGAUUGCUCAAACAAAGGAUAAGAAUAUUGUAUACUUUAGAUAGGUAUAAUUUACUACCGAACCUUUAAUAUUUAUAUGUAAAAUUGCUUUUCGGUGAUGAUAACGCAAUCUCAGAGAAGGUGAGCGAUGUACUUGAUGAUCCUUCAUAGGCUUAUAAAUUUUU